Molecule: messenger RNA, 1446 nt
Organism: Penicillium nucicola
Lineage: Eukaryota; Fungi; Ascomycota; Eurotiomycetes; Eurotiales; Aspergillaceae
Product: putative MFS transporter
Exons: 6
Coding region: 1-1446 (481 amino acids)
Biological process (GO): transmembrane transport
Molecular function (GO): transmembrane transporter activity
Source: RefSeq, a predicted model, not a curated record
AUGUCUAUUGACCCUAGGCUAUUCCCUAAGCGGGUGACCUAUAGCGCCCUGCUGACAGUCAAUGUCUUCGUUUUCAUGGGUAAUAUGUAUUCCUCCGGCAUUGCAACGGGCUUCGAGUCCUUAGCUGCCGAGUUCCAUACACCCUUUGCUACGCUUGCGGAUCUGAUCGCUUAUUCUGUUCUGGCUAUGGGACUGUCCAAUCUGGUUUGGAUGCCUCUGGCUCUGACUUUCGGCAAGCGGCCCAUCGUCAUUAUCUCCAUGGCGAUGUUCUUGGGUGGUAUUAUCUGGAGUUGUGUUGCCAAGGACUAUAACAGUCUAAUGGCCUCGCGAGUCUUUGCUAGUUUCGGAUAUGGCUCCAUUGAGUCUCUUGGUCCCAGCAUUCUCGCUGACCUAUUCUACGAACGAAAUUACUCCAGCGCCAUGGCCGUGUACGCUGCCUUCCUCUCCGGUGGAUCGCAGAUCGGACCGGUCAUCGCUGGUUAUCUGAUCGAAUCCAAGGGCUGGAGAUGGUUCUUCAUCCUUUGCGCUAUCAUCGCCGCUGUCAACCUCGUUGCCACAAUUUUCCUGCUCCCAGAGACCCUUUACGAAGUGGAACAAGAGCCUGAAAUCAUCAACGACAUCGAGAAAGACGCUAGCAGCCAUGUCGAGACAGUUACCCGAACGGAGACCCGUACCGAGACUCGCGUCAAGAUGGACUACUCUGCAUACUGGAGCGACCUUUGGUCAUUCACCCUAUCCAAGGAAGCAAAAGAAAGGGGCAUCAUCAAAAACAUCCUCUAUCUCUUCAUUCUUCCCUUCCCAAUGCUCCUCGUCCCAGGAGUUCUCGCCGCAUCAGUGAUGUACGGCGUCGUGCUCGGAGCCGUCGUCAUAAUCUCAACAAUAGCCCCAGACCUCUUCGCGCCCCCACCAUACCUCUUCUCCUCCGCCGACCUGGGCCUCUUCACAUUCAGCAGCUUCGUCGGCAUAGUAGUAGCCUGGCCAAUUGCCGGCCCGCUAACCGAUCGUCUCUCCCGCUGGCUCCGCAACCGAAAUAACGGAAUCCACAAGCCAGAACACCGUCUCCCAGCCCUCAUCCUCCCAUUCCUCAUCUGCCCCAUCGGCCUCGUCGUCUUCGGGUACACAGUCGCGCGCCAACAGCAUUAUAUCCGGCCCGCUGUGGGCUCUGCUAUCUGUGCUGCGGGUCUCACGCUCGUGCCGUCUGUCAUGCUGUCCUAUGUUGUUGAUUCGUAUCCGAGGACUAGUGGCGAGGCGUUGGUGCUAGUUAAUGCUUCGAAGAAUGUUGUUGCGUUUGGGCUUACCAAGGGCGCUUAUUCUUGGAUGACUAUGCAGGGCAUUGAUAAGAUGCUUUAUGAAUUUGCGGCGGUUGAGUGGGCUGUGCUGUUUUUGGCGUUGCCGUUGUAUAUCUUUGGUCCUCGGAUUCGGCGCCGGACGCAGAAGUUUUUCUAG